Messenger RNA from Achroia grisella, 1628 nucleotides. RefSeq names its product chromatin assembly factor 1 p55 subunit (gene Caf1-55). The record is from RefSeq and is a predicted model, not a curated record. Bases 121 to 1419 code for a protein of 432 amino acids. Gene Ontology annotation, cellular component: NuRD complex; nucleus; ESC/E(Z) complex. The transcript is spliced from 10 exons. Gene Ontology annotation, molecular function: histone binding. Gene Ontology annotation, biological process: regulation of gene expression. NCBI's taxonomy places the organism in Eukaryota, Metazoa, Arthropoda, Insecta, Lepidoptera, Pyralidae.
AGAACCAACGCCAAGAAAUUUCGUUUCGUUGUUUGCCGCCUUUAUGGCCCGGCUCUUUUUAUUGAAAUUACAUACUUUAAAGCGUUUGUUCAAAGUAAUUUACGUAUAAAAUAUAUUAUAAUGGGUGAUAAAGGGGAUGGAGAAACAUUUGACGAUGCCGUAGAGGAAAGGGUUAUAAACGAAGAAUAUAAAAUAUGGAAGAAAAAUACACCUUUUCUUUAUGACUUGGUGAUGACACACGCUCUUGAGUGGCCUUCCUUGACCGCUCAGUGGCUUCCUGACGUGACCAGGCCUGAGGGUAAAGAUUAUUCUGUACACAGAUUGAUUUUGGGCACACACACAUCAGAUGAACAAAAUCACCUGCUGAUUGCCAGCGUGCAGCUGCCCAAUGAAGAUGCUCAGUUUGAUGCCAGCCACUAUGACAAUGACAAGGGUGAAUUUGGUGGCUUUGGGUCUGUAUCCGGCAAAAUUGAUAUUGAAAUCAAGAUCAACCAUGAGGGUGAGGUGAACAGGGCGCGGUACAUGCCACAGAACCCCUGUGUUAUUGCAACAAAGACACCAUCCUCGGAUGUGCUUGUAUUUGAUUACACAAAACAUCCAUCAAAACCAGAACCAUCUGGUGAAUGUCAUCCAGACCUAAGAUUGCGUGGUCAUCAGAAAGAAGGCUAUGGGUUAUCAUGGAACCCAAAUCUCAAUGGUUAUCUUUUAUCAGCCAGUGAUGAUCACACAAUCUGCCUAUGGGAUAUCAACGCCACCCCCAAAGAAGGGAGGGUAAUCGAAGCUAAGUCGGUGUUCACUGGUCACACGGCGGUCGUUGAAGACGUCGCGUGGCAUCUGUUGCAUGAAUCAUUGUUUGGUUCUGUUGCCGAUGAUCAAAAGCUGAUGAUAUGGGACACCAGAUGUAACAACACAUCCAAACCAUCACACACUGUGGAUGCACACACUGCAGAAGUGAAUUGCCUUAGCUUCAAUCCCUACUCAGAGUUCAUAUUGGCUACUGGCAGUGCUGACAAAACUGUGGCACUAUGGGACUUGCGAAACUUGAAACUCAAACUACAUUCGUUUGAAUCGCACAAAGAUGAAAUAUUCCAAGUGCAGUGGUCGCCGCACAAUGAAACUAUCUUGGCUAGCAGUGGCACAGACAGGAGACUUCAUGUGUGGGAUUUGUCCAAAAUUGGUGAAGAACAAACUGCAGAAGAUGCUGAAGACGGUCCUCCAGAGUUACUGUUCAUUCACGGAGGUCACACCGCCAAAAUUUCGGACUUUUCGUGGAACCCUAAUGAGCCGUGGGUUAUUUGCUCUGUCUCUGAAGAUAAUAUUAUGCAGGUGUGGCAAAUGGCAGAGAACAUAUACAACGACGAGGAGCCAGAGACUCCCGCGUCGGAGCUAGAGUCGGGCGUCAACGUCAACCACGGCUAGCUGUCGCCCGUCCGCUCCCCCGUGGCUGAUGUUGCGCCCAUGGACACCACUUGAAAAACCUUACUGUUCACAGAUACUGAUACGGAAAUUUUGAAACAAAACUUUUAAACAGUUAUGAAGAUUAGUGUUUUACAAUUAAUGUUAAUAUUUUUAUUUGUAAGCCAUUAAGUCUAUGACCGGUAUUGUUACGCUUACUUACUCUUUAUUUU